AUGUUCUCCAACUUCGUCAGCAGGAAGACGUCGGGCGAACGGCAGCAUCGUCCCGAGUCCAACAGCGGCAGCGGCAGUGGCAGUCCGGCGUCGGCCUACGAGCGAAUCCGGCACCCUCACCACAUCGAAGCCGCAGGCGCCGUGCUUCCCUCGAGCCCACCACCCGCCGAGCGGCAGCGCGAUCUGGGACAUCCGAGGGGCCCGCGCCACGACAGCUCCGGCUCCACAUCCUCCAUCGGCAUGAUGCACAGGUCGCCAGCGCAGCUGCCCGAAGAGAUGCGCGCCAGGGAGAGGGAAAAGCAGCUCGAGCGAGAACGCGAGCGCAUGCGCGAAAAGGAGCGGAUGUCGUCGAGGUCGUCGUCAGCGUCGCAGCAGACUCCACCGGAGCAGCCUGCACCGACCAGGUACUCGUCCAACCACAUGGAGUCCUCAGUCACACGUCUCCUGGUGGCCACAAAGAUGCUGCUCGAGUCGCUGACCAAGUGGUCGCUGGGCGAGCGGUCCGAGGACCAGGUGUCGGACAUCUAUGUCCGCCUCGGCAACGACUUCAACUCGGCCCGCGUCGCUUUUGGCAGCUACGGCAUCGACAUGUCCGACCUCGCCUCGGUGCCAGACGACCUGCGCGCCUGCCUCGAGAGGUGCCUCUCGGAGGACGCCUCGCCCGCCGUGCUCGAGGUCCACCUGCCGCGCAUCCGCGAGAUCAUCAUCAACCUCCUCCAGGGCCUCAAGAUGAAGCAGGCAGAGUACAAGCAGUUCCUUGUACAGCAGCGUGCCGCCGCCGCCAGUCGAAGCGACCGCGACGGCGCCACCGCGUCGGCUUCCGGAUCGCGGCGCAGCAGGGGCGGCUUGUCUCGCUCCGAGCGGGUCGGAGCCAGCGAUGGGCUGCCAGCCCCGGAAACGGCCGCGGCUGCGGCCAAGCAGGAUGCCCUGCAGCGCGCCAGCUCCACUGGCAACCAGGCGCCGGCCGCCAAUCCACCCACCAGCCCCAGAGAGGCGCUUGGGCAGACGCCGCUCUCGCCUACUCUCGCCACGUCCGGCAGGUCGAGCGUGCAACGGCCGCCCAGCAGGACCUCGCGGAGCUUCGGCGAGUCGAGUUCGCAGGCUGAGGCCAGAUCCCUCCCCUUGGACGGCGAAGCCGCUCUGCAAAGGGCCAGCUCGCAUGGCGGCGAGAGGACCAUUCUUAGAGGCAGCACAGACGUCGCGCAGCCUCCUGGCGGAGGCGCCAAGCCGGUCCCGGCCGUGCCGAGCGACGUGGCGAGGCAUUCGCUGGUGGAUCCUGGUCAGGCGCCAGCGGGCGGUGCAGAGCAGGAAGAAGACGAGGAGCAGGAAGAGAUCAUCCCUGCCGUCGAGAGCGCCGAGGCCAAGCUCACCGGGGGGCGGCUCUCUCAGCGAUCCAGCGGCCGUGGCGUCCGGCACGCGACGAGGCCCUCGGUUGACAGCAACGCCGAUCCCGCCGACGCUGAUCCGAGCAUGAAGGCGCUCAAGAACCGCGAUGCUCUAGAGCGGCGGGCGAGCAAGCGCUUCAGCGCCUACACCUUCAACAAGAUGGGCGUCGGCCAAGGCUUCGGCCAGAGCUUCAACGCAGGGGCGCUCAACAUGGCCAUGUUUCCGCCCGUCAACGGCGCCCUGGGCAGCCCUUUGCCCGAGAGGCACGGCCGCGAGCAGCGUGCGAGCGGGAGUCGGCGUCUGCAGCGCCCAUCCAUGCCGGACUCGACGCCGUCCAGCGGCGCCGCCAGCCCGGCGGGCACGGCCAAGGCUGGCGACUACUUUUCCGUCCAGCCGCCGGCGCGUAGCAAGGCGCGCAACCCGACGUCGGACAAGUUUGAGCCCAUCGAGGAGGUCAAGACGCCGACGUCGGCGACGUCGGCCACUGGGCCAGACAGCCUGCCGACGUCGCAGGGACAGCCGAGGCUGCGAAGGCCUAGCGACUCGAGGGCGUCGGCGCGGAUCAACAACGGCCUGCUGUCGCCCGGGGACUCGCGCAAGGUCAUGUCGCAGGCCAUCAGCUCGACCGAUUCGCUGCCGUUUGUCGACGCCGUCGGACCGCCGUCGGACCUCGACGACCAGAGCGGCGCGCCUCCCGGUCCCACUGCCGAGGAGCGCGUUCGGCUCGACGCUGCGCAGGACGGCGCCUUGACGGGCCGGAUCGAUGCAUCGGCGGGCUCGCUCAACGUCUACCUGCAGCUCGGACGCCAGACGCGCAAAGCGACGCUCGAGCUCGACCCGUCCAACCCGCUCACGCGCGGCAUCACCAUCGCUCGACUGCGCAUGCUCUUCAUUGAUCGGUUCGCCUAUUCCCCCGGCAUGGACGACUUCCCUUCAAUCUACGUCAAGGACCCGGCGAGCGGCGUCAGCUACGAGCUCGAGGACCUCGGCGACGUGCAGGAGGGCUGUUUGCUGACGUUGAACAUCGAGCCUCUGGACCAGGUCAAGCAACACCUCGACCUGUCGCUGGGGGCCAUCACCCGGGAGCUCCGCGAGCUCAAGUCGGCCAUGACCGAGAGGGAGCGAGAGGCUCGGCGGGUGUCGCACAACUUUGGCAACGUCGGCGACUCGUCGUUCCUGGCUGCUGCCAACGCGACGCCGACCAAGAUCACCGAUUCGCAGUUCCAGGCGGCCGGCCACCGCGUGGCCCAGCUCAAGCGCGCCAACACCCGGGCGGCCAACGCUGCUGCCCUGGUUCUGGGCGAUGACGGCGUGGGUCCGGCUGGGGAGCGAUCGAGGCGGCUGUCGAUAGACGCCACGUCGACCACGAGCUCGACGCCCGGGUCGUCGGUGUCGGGCUUCAAGGUGGCGCAGGAGCUCAAGGCGCAGUACGACGAGCUGCAGGCGCUGCGGCGCGAGUUUGCCGUGAUGCGGCAGCUGCAGGGCGACUUUGACAGCGACGUCAAGACGAUCAUCGGCGGCAUCCGGGAGCAGGCCGCCAAGGUGCGGCAGAUUGCGUCGGGUGACGUGGCGGCGGAGCGCAACUUUAUCGUGGCGGGCAAGACGAAGCUCGACUCGAGCUCGCAGGAGGUGCUGACGCUGAUCGAGGACCUGCAGGACACGGUCGACGACCUCAAGCUCGACGUCAUCCAGCGGGGCGUCAAGCCGAAGCCGGCGCUGGUCAAGCAGAUUACGUCGGACAUUGAGCGGGCCACCAAGGGCCUGCUCGAGGUGGAAAAGUACGUGCAGACGGUCAAGCCGAGCUGGAAGAAGACGUGGGAGACGGAGCUGCAGAACAUUGUCGACGAGCAGGAGUUUCUCAACCACCAGGAGAGCCUGGUGGCGGACCUGCGCGACGACCACGAUGCGCUGCAGGAGGUGUUUGCCAACAUCCAGCAGGUGGUCAAGCUGCGCGGGUCGGGGCGCACGGGCGGCAAGUACAUCCCGCCGCUGCCCGAGGAGGGGCACGAGGGGCUGAGCACGGUGAUGCUCGAGGUCAAGAGCCAGGCGGUCAACCACGAGAAGCGGCUGCGGGCGCUGCAGGCGGCCGAAAAGCAGCGUCAGAAGGACCUGGCCUCGCGCUCCGACGACUUUGCCGACGAGCUGGCGGGCUUCGUCGACGGCAAGGCGCUGCGCAAGACGGGGGGCCACCUCGAGGCGGAGCGCGUGCGGCAGAAGCGCGACAAUGCCACCUUCAAGGCCAUGUUUGGCGGCGGCGGAAGCGGCGGCGCACCCGUCGCGCCGGUGCCCGGAGCAGGGGGAGGUGGCACCGACAAGCCCAAGAAGUUCAUCCUGGGCGGUGGGGGUGGCGGUGGGGGUGGCGACAAGGUCAAGGCGACGGCGGCAGCCUCGCCGCCGAAGGCAGCCGAAGGAGGCGGUGCAGUCGGUGCGAUGGAUGCGGAGGCGGAGGCUGCCGUCGAGGUCGCCGCGCCGUCGAUGAAGAAGAGCGUCAGCGCCGCCAGCCAGGCCGAGUCUGUGGCGAGCCAGAGCGGCGAUGGGGCCGCUUCACCGACCGGCGCCGCAGCGACGACCGAGACGGAGCAGUAG
Molecule: messenger RNA, 3972 nt
Organism: Pseudozyma flocculosa PF-1
Lineage: Eukaryota; Fungi; Basidiomycota; Ustilaginomycetes; Ustilaginales; Ustilaginaceae
Exons: 3
Coding region: 1-3972 (1323 amino acids)
Biological process (GO): establishment of cell polarity
Cellular component (GO): cytoplasm; cell tip
Molecular function (GO): cytoskeletal regulatory protein binding
Source: RefSeq, a predicted model, not a curated record